This is a messenger RNA of Penicillium argentinense, 1236 nucleotides long. Its product is annotated as ubiquitin-protein ligase RMD5. The record is from RefSeq and is a predicted model, not a curated record. NCBI's taxonomy places the organism in Eukaryota, Fungi, Ascomycota, Eurotiomycetes, Eurotiales, Aspergillaceae. Gene Ontology annotation, molecular function: ubiquitin protein ligase activity. Gene Ontology annotation, cellular component: GID complex; cytoplasm; nucleus. The transcript has 4 exons. Bases 1 to 1236 code for a protein of 411 amino acids. Gene Ontology annotation, biological process: proteasome-mediated ubiquitin-dependent protein catabolic process.
AUGAUGGAUCUCACCCUGAAGGAGCAUGAUCGACUCGUGAAGAGGCUCAACGCCUCUCAAGGGAUUAAGAAUGUACAGGCCGUCAUCGAUCAACUACAAUCGGUUCGAGAUGCCAUCGCUGCUGUCCCAGAGGAAGCCGCAGUCACCUUAGCUAAACAUCAUAGUCCUGUCAAGUCCUCCGUUGACGCCAUCAACGAAAGUCUGAAAGAGACCCACAGCGGCCUCAAUAAAUACAAUAAGGCUUUGGAUAAGCUAUUCAAAGACCGGCCACUCCCCAGCACCAAGCAUGACGCCCUCUUCAAAAAGAAACACCUCACGAACCGCGCCAUUGCGAUGCACCUUCUCCGAGAGGGGCAGUUCUCUGUCGCAGCAACUUUCCUCAGCGCGAUAACCGAAAAAAGGGCCACGAUGGAAGGGGGUUUCAGUCCUCGUACCACCGAGCAAGCCGCCAAUCUCCUCGAUAUCGACGAAGUCCCCUCCACCGAGAUACGCAAGCAAUUUGCCGCCAUGUACUAUAUCCUCCAUGAACUCAAAGAGAACCGGAAUCUUCUUCCAGCAAUUACCUGGUCACGAGAAAAUCGCGAAGCGCUGGCCGCUCGAGGGAGCAACCUGGAAUUCGAACUAUGUCGUCUGCAAUACGUCUGGCUCUACCACAACAAAUCUCUUGAGCCUACCAACCAACCCGGGAACUGGAAGGCCGCCAUGGAAUACGCCCGACAAGAGUUUGCAGACUUGGGCCCGCGGUAUCAAGCAGAGAUUCAGAGGCUUUUAGGUGCCAUGGCGUUUAUCCCAAACCUCCAGGGCUCGCCAUAUGCCGCCAUUUUCAACAAUUCAUCCGCCUGGGAAGAGGUUUCCCAGUCCUUCACCGGAGAAUUCUGCUCGCUCCUAGGUUUAUCUGCCGACUCGCCGCUUUACAUCGCUGCAACAGCCGGGGCCGUCGCGCUGCCGACGCUGCUGAAGUUGCAAACCAUCAUGAAGGCCAAACGUACCGAGUGGACGAGCGAGAAUGAGCUCCCGGUUGAAAUCCCACUGCCUCCUGCCUAUCUUUUCCAUUCCAUCUUCGUCUGCCCUGUUUCCAAGGAACAGGCGACAGACGAGAAUCCGCCGAUGAUGAUGCCCUGUGGGCAUGUCAUCGCCGAGGAAUCCCUCAAACGACUCAGCAAGGGAAACCGAUUCAAGUGUCCCUACUGUCCAAAUGAAAGCCAUUUCAAGGACGCACGGAAGAUCUUCCUAUGA